Messenger RNA from Chenopodium quinoa (quinoa), 747 nucleotides. Its product is annotated as lichenase-2-like. Gene Ontology annotation, molecular function: hydrolase activity, hydrolyzing O-glycosyl compounds. Gene Ontology annotation, biological process: carbohydrate metabolic process. The coding region runs from base 1 to 747 and encodes 248 amino acids. NCBI's taxonomy places the organism in Eukaryota, Viridiplantae, Streptophyta, Magnoliopsida, Caryophyllales, Amaranthaceae. The transcript has a single exon. Gene Ontology annotation, cellular component: plasma membrane. The record is from RefSeq and is a predicted model, not a curated record.
AUGAAUGGGAAUGCUGCCGUGGAAUGGGUGAACACCAACGUUGUCCCUUACGCGAAAGAUGUUAAUAUUGGAUGGAUCGCGGUAGGCAACGAGUUGGUGUCAGCAGACCCCGCUGCUGCGCUCAUCACCCAAGCCAUGGGCAACAUACUAAAUGCCCUUAACGCGGCGCAACUUACUGGCAUUCAUGUAUCGACAGCUAUUAGUGGCAGGGUACUCGGGGUUACUUACCCGCCCUCUGCAGGGGACUUCAACAAUGAAUCCAAGGAAAUUAUGAUCGCGAUAAUUAAAUGGCUUCAAACUAUUAAUAGCCCUCUUUUCAUCAAUGUGUACCCUUAUUUUGCCUUCGCUUCUAGCCCUACGGAUAUACCAUUAAAUUAUGCUCUUUUCAAUGCAACAAACCCUGUUAUCGAUGGGCCGUACACUUACACUAGCUUAUUCGAUGCUAUGGUUGAUUCAUUCUACGCCGCCUUAGAUAAAAAUGGAGGAGAAAAUUUGGCAGUCGUCGUGUCUGAGACUGGGUGGCCUACUGCAGGAUUUGAGCCUUAUACAAGUAUACAAAAUGCACAAACUUAUAAUCAAAAACUGAUUGAUAAAGUGAAAGCAACCGGAACACCAAGAAGGCCUUCGGCGUUGUUAGAUUGCUUUAUAUUUGCUAUGUUUAACGAGGAUCAAAAGGGGGAAGGGGUUGAACAGAAUUGGGGACUUCAUUAUCCAAACGCGAGCCCUGUUUAUCCAUUGACAUUCUGA